CAUGCUAGACGCUUCUAUAUAAAUGUGUCCUCUUUAGCUCAUAGAUAUCACAGUCAAAGGCGUCUUCUUUACUGUAGACCUCUCAACAGGUGCACAAUGGAGAGCAUACUAUUCUGUGCUGCACUUUUUCUGUCUCACAGCUUUGCUGUCCCAGUGGAUCCCAGACACACUGCACAGCAGGUUCUACAGGGUUAUCUUGACAAGUUCUACCCAUCCGUUCUAAAAGGAGGUCCACACCUUGAAGAACAGAUCAGAGAGAUGCAGAAGUUCUUCCAUCUGACUGUAACAGGAACACUCACUAAAGAAACUGAAGAGGUAAUGAAUCAGCCUAGAUGUGGAGUCCCAGAUGUAGCAGGAGCCUCGCAAUCUGCACCGCGUUGGGGAAGAAAUGUGCUGACUUACAGGAUCAAUAGGUAUACCCGUGACCUGCCUUCACAGACAGUGGACCGGAUAAUAAAGCAGGCAUUCCAGGUGUGGAGUGAUGUGACCCCACUGGUGUUCAGGAAAACUUCAAGACCUGCAGAUAUUGAAAUUUCUUUUGCAUAUGGUGCCCAUGGUGACAGUUCUGCUUUUGAUGGAAGAGGGGGAAUUUUGGCUCAUGCCUUUCCUCCUGGUCAAGGCACAGGGGGAGAUGCCCACUUUGAUGAGAGUGAGAGGUGGUCAGAAUACAACAGAGAAGUCAACCUUUUCCUUGUUGCUGCACAUGAAUUUGGUCAUUCCUUGGGACUGCAACAUUCAAGUGUCCGUGGAGCCUUGAUGUACCCUUCCUAUUCCUAUCAGAACCCACAGAGAUUCAAGCUCUCAAAUGAUGAUACACAAAAGAUCCAAAGAUUAUAUGGAAAGAAGAAAUGAAGCCCUUGAAGAACCUCAGGAUGAAUCUCAGCAAAUGUGUAUAUGUUAUGCUGCUCAUACUUGUCUCACAUAUUUCCUUUUCAUAAAGUGUCAUAAACCGAACUGAAAUUUGAAACUUCAGAAUUUGAUGUGAAAACACAGCACUCAGGUUAAGCUGUUCUCUCAUGGCCAUACAAACUUUAGGGGUGGGCUAUCUAGGCAGUCAUUCAGGGCACCUACCUGAAUGGGGUGCCAAGCUAGGAGUGGUGGCUCACUGUUGGUGGGAUGGACUGCCUGCAGUGAGCAAGCGGGGCGGGGGGGAGAUAGUGUCUUUAACCUUUUAUUCAAAAUUCCACAGGUUAUCUGGAUACUAGCUACAAACAUGAACUUCCAUUGAUUAUCAUGGGGGGCAGGAGUGCCAAAGGCAUGCCUCAACCAAAGCACUAUUUAUCCCUGUAUAUGAAAACUUAGGCAUGGCUUCCUUUCCCACACUAGUUUCUUCCUACACUGAAGUGUUUUACACAAAGGAAACUUGUCAUCAGAGUGGAGUAUGCUUCUCUUAUGAUGAAAUACCAAUGAUAAUAAUGAAUUGUUGUGGUAUUUCAUUAGCUGGCUCUAUCCACUAUUAAAGAGGUUUAGCAUCAUACAAAUAAAUGGAUAAAGCACUGCAGCUGUUAAUCAUAUACUGCUUAAUAACGUGCCGUUUAAUAAUUAAUAAUAAACUUUCUAA
Messenger RNA from Hemicordylus capensis (graceful crag lizard), 1561 nucleotides. Its product is annotated as matrix metalloproteinase-18-like. Bases 97 to 852 code for a protein of 251 amino acids. NCBI's taxonomy places the organism in Eukaryota, Metazoa, Chordata, Lepidosauria, Squamata, Cordylidae. The record is from RefSeq and is a predicted model, not a curated record. Gene Ontology annotation, biological process: extracellular matrix organization; collagen catabolic process; proteolysis. The transcript is spliced from 6 exons. Gene Ontology annotation, molecular function: metalloendopeptidase activity; zinc ion binding. Gene Ontology annotation, cellular component: extracellular matrix.